Molecule: messenger RNA, 602 nt
Organism: Ectocarpus sp. CCAP 1310/34
Lineage: Eukaryota; Phaeophyceae; Ectocarpales; Ectocarpaceae
Source: the annotation of a GenBank genome assembly
UGACAGGGGUGUUGGUAGGGUACGAACCCUUGACUUUGAAUCCCGCGAUAAGGCGGUACUGGGACAUGACAGAGUUGACAUCUACGUCGCUUUUACCAGUUAGGCGGGGGACUUGCUUGACAUCAACAGGGGUCAACACUACAUGCUUCUGCCGCGACAACGCGGCAGCGAACGAACGGGUCAAGUCCGGGACGGAGGGGGUGUACGACGAAGCACCGGCAGACACAGGCGGGGAACUGGAUUCUGCCCUAACGGCGACUGCACGCAGACUCACCAUCCUGUCCAUCAGCUGCACUACGUGGUCGGGUAGCUGCUCCAGGCGACCAUCGGUGACCAGGUCGAGGUGCCUGUCCACGACCGACUGGAUCUUGGAGAGCGUGGAGGUGAGGUCCGUGGACGAAGAGGAGGCGGACGGAGCGCCGACGGAGGGCGCAGCGGUGGACGCCACGGACGGAGGAGGAGACGUGGUGAUGACGAGGUCCUGGACGUUGGGUGGGGGUGGUGACGGUGGGUCGAAGCCCUUGGCCUCGACGUGGCCUCCGCUGGUGGGCGGAGUAUCGCGGGCUUCGGCGACAGGUGGGACGAAGAGUUCGCCGGGUUGA